This is a messenger RNA of Prunus armeniaca (apricot), 576 nucleotides long. The record is from the annotation of a GenBank genome assembly. NCBI's taxonomy places the organism in Eukaryota, Viridiplantae, Streptophyta, Magnoliopsida, Rosales, Rosaceae.
AUGAGCUCCUCAGCUUCAUGGACGCCUACUCCGGCUACAACCAGAUUUUCAUGCAUCCUACGGAUCGUGAGCAUACGGCAUUCAUUACCGACAGAGGGCUUUAACCCGAGCAAGUGCACCUUCGGUGUCUCUUCCGGCAAAUUCCUGGGCUUCAUGAUCAGCCAAAGGGGGAUUGAAGCCAACCCCGAGAAGAUCCGAGUCGCUGCCUUGGCCCGUUUCAUAUCAAAGGCCAUCGACCGGUGCGCCCCUUUCUUCAAAGCUCUCAAAGGGAGCAAACGGCAGGUCGAUUGGACUUCUAAAUGCGACCGAGCGUUCGAAGAUCUGAAAGCCUACAUGAGCAGAGCUCCUAUGCUGUCCACCCCUCUUCUCGGAGCAGUCCUCAUCAUCUAUCUCUCGGUCUCGGCAUUGGCCCUGAGUUCCGUACUCAUCCGUCGACCGAACGACAUUGAGCUCCCCAUCUUUUAUAUGAGCCAUGCAUUAGAGGACGCAGAGCAACGGUACCCCCAACUUGAACAGUUGGCCAACGCUCUCGUCCUCUCUACGCGCAAACUUCGGCCCUACUUUCAGGACGACUAA